UUAUUGGAACCGUUGACGCAAGCUCAUACGUGGGAGCUUGUGCGCUUGUGCGGGGCGGCUGGUGGCAGCAUCAGCGGCACAUUCAAAGGGACGACCGUUGCAGCGUGAAAGCGAAGUCUCGAGGAAACGCCAGUGUUCUUGUGGACAUGGCCACCUUUGGACGCUCUUCAAGAUGGGCUGGGCUGGAGAACUUGGCAGUCGGAAAGAAGCCACUCCAAGCGAGCCAAAAGCCAGCCGCUGUUGGUCAGAAGCCCGGCAUUGUGGCGCAAAAGCCGACAAGCCAGAUAACCCAGAGGCCACCACUGCGGCAGCCAAACAGGAUUGCUGCACCAAAGACUGUGGCCAGCAAGGAGAUUGCUUCACUGUCCCAGAGCCUGAAGAAGGCUGCCAUCAGUGCAGAGCAGCCUGUUGAACACGCGGAUGCAUUCUCUGCCUCCCUCCUGCCACCCGGUGUCCCCGACAUCGACGCAGGCGACCUCGAUGAGCCGCAGAUGUGUGCCCAGUAUGCACAAGAGAUUUUCGACUACAUGGCAUCCCUAGAGACAAAGUGGCCCAUGACGCCAAAGUUCCUGCGCUUGCAGUCUUCGGUGACACCAGAGAUGAGGGCCAUCCUCGUCAACUGGAUGAUGAUGGUACACCAGCGGUUCCAACUGCUCCAGGAGACACUGUUCCUGGCAGUCUCUCUUACGGACAGAUUCCUGCAGGUGCAAAACGUGAGCCGAUCCAAACUUCAACUGCUGGGUGUGUCGGCCAUCUUUGUGGCCAGCAAGUUUGAAGAGAUGAUGCCACCCACGCUCGGCGACAUGGUGUACGUCACAGACGGUGCCUACCAGGGCAAGGAAGUGCUUCGAAUGGAGCAGCAGAUCCUGCGCUCGCUCGACUGGUCCCUGGGGCGCCCCCUGCCCCUGCACUUCCUGCGGCGAAACUCCAAGGCGGCACAGGCAGACGUCGUAGAGCACAAUUUGGCGAAGUUGGUGCUGGAGCUGUGCCUCCUCGACUACCCCAUGUCCUGGAUGCGGCCCUCUGAGCUGGCCGCUGCUGCCCUCUACCUCUCCCUCCACCUGUUUAGCAAGGAGGGCCAGCAGAGGUGGGGUGCCAUGAUGGCACACUAUGGCCGCUACACGGAAGAGGCCCUGCAGCCCACGGUCAAGCGCAUGGCUGGACUUCUCCUUGAUGCACCAAAAAAGCGCCCACAAGGCACCGUAUGACAAGUACAAGCAAAGCCGGUUGGAACGUGUCAGCACAGUGAUCGUGUCCCACGCAGCCAAGCUCCGCGAGAUGGCAGACCGGCCCUGAAGAAAUGAAUGGACAAUUUUAUGGAUGACAAAGCUGUUAAGACUUUUUUUUUUCUUUCAGUGCAGCUGCACAAAUGGUCGCUUCCACCAUGUCAAAACCAGCUUGUGCCGGAGCAGCUUUUUUUUUUUUAUGCUGGUGGGACAGAAAUUGGGGCACUGCAGUGUGCCAUUUUACCAACUAACGAUCCUGUGCUCUUCCAGUUGCCAGUACCACGGAAUGGUAUUGCCUGCUAUUGAAUGUGUGCCCAUUGUGAAGGACUUUAGUCAUUAUCUAAACCGUGAAUGUUUCUGUAGGUUCCAAGCAAGAAAUGUUGCUUCUGUGCUUUUCAGGCUAAUGUUGGUGCUCACUUGACCAUGUUUUUAGUCCUCUGGAGCCAUUCUGCAUUGAAAGUUUAACCACUGACAUUGCCAAUAAAACUGUACAAUGGA
Messenger RNA from Rhipicephalus sanguineus (brown dog tick), 1724 nucleotides. RefSeq names its product G2/mitotic-specific cyclin-B (gene CycB). The record is from RefSeq and is a predicted model, not a curated record. The coding region runs from base 147 to 1208 and encodes 353 amino acids. The transcript is spliced from 8 exons. Gene Ontology annotation, molecular function: cyclin-dependent protein serine/threonine kinase regulator activity. Gene Ontology annotation, biological process: regulation of cyclin-dependent protein serine/threonine kinase activity; mitotic cell cycle phase transition. NCBI's taxonomy places the organism in Eukaryota, Metazoa, Arthropoda, Arachnida, Ixodida, Ixodidae. Gene Ontology annotation, cellular component: cyclin-dependent protein kinase holoenzyme complex; cytoplasm; nucleus.